Molecule: messenger RNA, 462 nt
Organism: Cylindrotheca closterium
Lineage: Eukaryota; Bacillariophyta; Bacillariophyceae; Bacillariales; Bacillariaceae
Source: the annotation of a GenBank genome assembly
AUGCAAAUCUUUGUCAAGACCCUCACGGGCAAGACCAUCACAUUGGAUGUCGAACCCUCUGACACUAUCGAUAAUGUUAAGACCAAGAUCCAAGACAAGGAAGGAAUCCCUCCUGAUCAGCAACGUCUUAUCUUCGCCGGAAAGCAAUUGGAAGAUGGCCGCACUCUUUCCGAUUACAACAUCCAAAAGGAGUCCACCCUUCACUUGGUCCUCCGUUUGAGAGGUGGAGGUAAGAAGCGCAAAAAGAAGGUCUACUCCAAGCCAAAGAAGGUGAAGCGCGUCCACAAGGCCAUUCCUCUUCAAUCACUCAAGUACUACAGAGUCGAAGCAGACGGAAAGGUCACCCGCUUGAGGAAAUACAGUCCCGUUGCCGGAAUUGGCUGCUUCAUGGCCCAACACCACGAUCGUUAUUACUGCGGAAAGUCCGGAACCACUUUCUUGUAUGAUGAUAUGAAGGAAUAA